Gongylonema pulchrum is the source of this 303-nucleotide messenger RNA. Lineage: Eukaryota; Metazoa; Nematoda; Chromadorea; Rhabditida; Gongylonematidae. The record is from the annotation of a GenBank genome assembly.
AUGUUAGAAACUCCUCGUUGCGGUUUUGGAAAUGUGGGCACGUAUACGUCACAGUUUUUGUCAAAAGCCGGUGGGGUGAUCAUUGGAAUACAGGAAUAUAACUGCUCACUGUAUAAUCCAAAUGGAAUCAACAUCAGUGAACUGAUUAAAUACCGGGAUCAACAAAAAACUAUUGAGGGUUUUCCGGGUGCGAAGGCAUUUGAACCUUUUGGUGAUUUGAUUUAUGAAGAGUGUGAUAUUGUGAUACCAGCGGCUUGUGAAAAAGUGAUCAACAAAAAUAAUGCUGGAAGGAUUAAAGCUAAG